UUGACUUCCUGUCCGCGGGAAAAGAUUACAGAGUGUAAUACGUAACGUUAUGGUUAUGACCAAGCUGCAGAUAUCUUUGUAACAUCGUAACUUCUGUUGAGUCUAUCUGGUGUUUUAUUAAGCCAUGCCCUGCAUGUGCGUGAAAGGACCCAAUGGAAACAGUCAAGUUGAACACGGGCAGUGACAUGCCUAUUGUAGGUCUCGGCACUUUCAAGUUACGCGGGCAAGAACUUGUGGUACAAACUGUUGAAACAGCGCUGAAACUUGGGUACCGUUCGAUCGACACAGCUGCUGUGUACCGUAAUGAGGCAGACAUCGCCAUCGCUCUGAAACAGUUCUGUCCAAAAUACGGCAUAGAGCGAAACAAACUUUUUAUCACAAGCAAACUGGCUCCAAAAGACCAGGGUUAUGCGGAAGCCAAGUCAGCAGUUUUGAAGUCCUUAGAAGCCUUUGGGUUGGAGUAUCUGGACUUGUACCUGGUCCACUGGCCAGGCAAGCAGGGCAUGCUCAGGGAGGAUGAGAGAAACAGGCAGUACAGGAAGGACACCUGGAGGGCGCUAGAGGAACUGCACCUAGAAGGGCAGUUGAGAGCCAUUGGAGUUUCCAACUACACAGUCCGACAUAUGAAGGAAUUGCUGGAACAUUGUCAGGUCAAGCCAGCUGUGUUACAGAUUGAACACCACCCAGAACUGCAACAGACUGAACUGAUAUCCCUCUGUAGAGAGCAUGGCAUUCACUUCCAGGCCUACUCCUCACUGGGCACCGGUAAACUGGUGUCUCAUUCUGCUGUCGUGGAAACAGCCACAAAAUACAACAGAACUCCAGGACAGAUUCUGCUCAGAUGGGCAGUCCAGAGAGGAGUCGGGAUCAUUCCCAAAUCCACCAACCCUCAGCACCUUAAAGACAACAUCCACAUCUUUGACUUCACCUUGGAGGAAGGAGAUAUGGGAAGACUGGACAGUCUGGACUCAGGCAUGCAUUACUGCUGGGACCCAGAACAUGUAGCAUAGUUUUGUUUCGUUUUAUUUGUUUUACCAGAGUACAUCGCUCAGGCUUCAGCCUGUUUUUCAGGACUCCCUGGACACAUAUAGAAACAGACACCAUACAAUACUUGUGAACUACACAGUCACAUAACUUAACUUAGAAAUAAGAUAACAGUAAAAGUCCUGCCAACAGUAUUACCGCAUCAGUCCGUUUUUAAAAGUUGCUUGUGUUGUCUUUUGUCUCUGAACGGCAGAGAGUUUGUUCCACAACGUAGGGCGACCUUAUCUUUUGACUCUCUCGAGUGGCAUUUCAUUGCUGCUAUGUAAAAUAAAGAUGGAUUUAAAUUUGGAUAUUCGAAUUACUGUCAAUAAAGUGCCAGCCAGACUCAGUAGUCUCAAACUUUAUCUUUUGAUAACAAAAAUGAAAAAAAAAAUUGUUGUUGAGUGUUGGUGGGUCUUCAAAAUUUAACAGUAUGAUACUUAUAGAUUGACUGCAAUCUGAUCUUGUCCAUCUUGAUAUUAUUUCACAUAUCAAAAGAAAUUGCAGACAACCCUCUGAAUAUAAUUUUCAUAUUCAGGUGUAAGAUACUAAUGAGGAAAUCUUGAAACAUUUCUAUUGUCCACCAGUUUUAAACAUCUCUUUCAUAAGUCACAUAGAUACAUGUACAAAAUAUCAAAGAAAUGAAACAAGGACAUCUUGACUCCUGUUUGUACAAAAUUGUUUUAUUGUCCAAAGCUGGUGUACAAAAUUCUACAGGUCAGCUGGACAAAGAGUUAAUGUAUCAUACAAAGUUAAUGAAAAUAGCAUCCUCUUCUUCCCCAGAUGAACUGUGGGGGGCUGUCCCUCUGUGUUCCACCUUUCUCCAUCUAUACAACACUGAAAGUUUCAUGUAUCAAAAACAGCAGGUUUGACUCGAGUGUGGUACCCAAGAGGGUAGGCCAGCUACUCUGAAAACUCACUCUUUGUGUGAGUUAUACACAGAAUCUACAAUUGUAAAGAAGCAAUUUUGAUCUAGUUCUGUGUAAUUUUGUACAUUUUUGUUGAAAGGCCUACAGAACCCAACACUUCCCAUUAAUUAAAGGGGUUGCGAGGAAGCACCAUGUAAAAUAUUUGCUGUUUCUUUCAAGCAUUUCUGGAGGACAUUAGUCUGCUACAUACAAAGGUCCAGUACAGCAGAAAUAAGGCAACCCCAAGAAAGAAUAGGAAGGGAUGUUGGUUUCCCAGAUCAGCCAAAUCUUGGGGAAAAAGUGUCAAUCUUUUGGCGGAAAAGGUGGUACACAGAGGGAAUGGCACAUUUUUUUGACAUCUAGUAAAAAGCGUCCAGCUUAAAUUACACUCAUGCACAGUUUCACUCUACAAGAACAACCUUUAACAUAAACAAUAAAAAUAUAUAUGACAUAACACAACAUGCUUGUUCAAUCAAACAUGUAACAUACGAUUCGUAAACCUGAAAUCUGUGCAACUAAUUUACAAUUCUUCCUUCUGUUUAAUACAAGUUUGCAUACAUGAGCAAUGCAGUUGACUUACUGGA
Molecule: messenger RNA, 2515 nt
Organism: Branchiostoma floridae (Florida lancelet)
Lineage: Eukaryota; Metazoa; Chordata; Leptocardii; Amphioxiformes; Branchiostomatidae
Product: glyoxal reductase-like
Exons: 4
Coding region: 153-1010 (285 amino acids)
Molecular function (GO): oxidoreductase activity
Source: RefSeq, a predicted model, not a curated record